Molecule: messenger RNA, 531 nt
Organism: Staurois parvus
Lineage: Eukaryota; Metazoa; Chordata; Amphibia; Anura; Ranidae
Source: the annotation of a GenBank genome assembly
CCACUUCAAGUCCGGACACUUUCCCCCCCUUCCAGUCCGGACACUUUCCCCCGUUUCCAGUCCGGACACUUUCCCCCCCUUCCAAUCCGGAUAUUUCCCCCCCCUUCCAGUCCGGACACUUUCACCCCCUUCCAGUCCAGAUACUUUCACCCCCUUCCAGUCCGGACACUUUCACCCCCCUUCCAGUCCAGACACUUUCACCCCCUUCCAGUCCAGACACUUUCCCCCCUUCCAGUCCGGACACUUUCCCCCCUUCCAGUCCGGACACUUUCACCCCCUUCCAGUCCGGACACUUUCACCCCCUUCCAGUCCGGACACUUUCACCCCCUUCCAGUCCGGACACUUUCACACCCUUCCAUCCGGACACUUUCCCCUCCUUCCAGUCCGGACACUUUCACCACCUUCCAGUCCAGAUACUUUCACCCCCUUCCAGUCCGGACACUUUCACCCCCUUCCAGUCUGCACACUUUCACCCCCUUCCAGUCCGGAUACUUUCACACCCUUCCACACUCCCCCCCCUUCCAGUCCGGA